Molecule: messenger RNA, 409 nt
Organism: Blepharisma stoltei
Lineage: Eukaryota; Ciliophora; Heterotrichea; Heterotrichida; Blepharismidae
Source: the annotation of a GenBank genome assembly
AUGGCAGGCAUCAAACGUGUAGUUCCAUUGCUCAAUAGAGUUCUUAUACAGAAGCUAGAGGCACCUAAAAAAACUGCUGGAGGAAUUUUCCUUCCUGAUACUAAAGAGCAAGAUCUUGUUAUGGGGAAAGUGUUAGCAAUAGGGCCUGGGAUAAAAAAUGUGGAUGGACAACUAAGACAAUGCCUUGUAAACGAGGGGCAAACUGUGCUUCUUCCGAGCUACGGCGGACAAGUCGUCUUUGUUAACGAAGAAAAGCUUUAUAUAUACAAAGACACUGAAUUGGUAGGAAUCUUAAACUAUACCUUGCUGAAAUGUUUAAGUAGUUCCUAUGAUUCAGCCAUAUUAAAUUCCAGUAUAAAUUGGUUUGGGUUUUUAUAAAACCAUUUUAAGGCUAAUUAUUAAGCCAUAA